AAUCAAUUUACAUGCAAAAGAAGCUCAUUGAUUUGAAGAGCAGCAUAUUCCAUGUGGCAGUGGCACCUUUAAAGCCUUGUUCCACACUCAGCAUUCCUCACACUUAUUAAAAAAAAAAAAAAAACAAAGGAAAGAAAGAAAAUUUAGUGAGACAAAAAGGUCCUUUCCCAUUUCCGAUUCCAAGCUGCAAAUAGAAUCCAAACAGCAUCACGAAACUCGAAACAGUUUUCUUUUCUCUCUCUCUCUCUCCGUGUCUCUGAAAAUACACCAUGGAAGACACAGAUAAGAACAGCACCCCGCAAGUUCUAGAAGUCCUGCAAGCACUGAAACAAGCAUCACAAGAGCUUCAACACAAGCACGAUAACACAUCACUCGCCAUUAAAGCACUCCUGGAGCUCCACACUGAGUCCGAUACAAUACUCUCCAACGACCCAAACCUCUCUGCUCUCUCCCACCAUCUUUCCCGCCUCAAGCACCUCGUCGACCACAUUAACUCCACCACUUCCCGCCACCGCCCUCACUCCCUCCGUUCCUUCCUCUCCCGACGACUCUCCACUCACUCCAUCUCCAAGCUCGCCAACUCCAUCGAGUCCGAAAUCCAAGCAUGGAUCGACCGCGAGAGCAUCCACUCCCUCUCCCGCCACCUAAAUGACCAUCUUGCCCCCGACCACUUAAUCGCUCUCUUGACUCAGUUCCGUCAACGACUCUCCCAGGGUUUCAACCGCGACCUGCAGGACCUAGUUCUCAAGAAUAAGAUCUUCUCUUCACUCGAAUCGGUUCUCUUCGACGCUAAGUGCUCCCUCAAUGUUCGCGAGAACGCGGGGCUGGCUGUGGCGGCGCUGAUUCGAUUCAACAAGGACGUCUUCGUCGGCCAGGUUCUAAUGGGCCCUACCAUUCGAGCUCUGGUGGGUAUGGGCUCGCUGCGUUCGAUUGAGGCUCUCUGUUCUCUGAUCAGGUCAAUCAAGUCGCCGUUUGUGGACGAGAUUGAAUCGAACGGUGAGAUUCCCAACAUCAUUGGGCUUUUGGAUUGCGAGGAGUUGGAAAUGAGGGUUUUGGGGAUGGAAUGCGUGCUUGAGAUUGGGUACUUCGGGAGGAAGGAAGCGGUGGAGGCCAUGCUCAAGGAGGGUUUGGUGGAGAAGCUUGUGGAGCUGCAAAGGUCGGAGCUUGGCGGGGAUUUGAUCGAUUUAGAUCACGAGAAGAAGAAAGAGGAAGAAGAUGAGAAUGAUUGUGAUGAAGAUGGACAAGUUAGAGAAGGGAAGAGGCAGAAGAGGUUCUUGGAGGGACACCCUUUUGCGAGCUGCGUAGCGAGGUUUGCAGUUAUGCUGGAGGUUGGAGAAGGAUUGAGACAGAGAGAGAAGAGGGCAUUCAAGCAGGAAAUUCUCGUUAGGGUUAGGGAGGCUUCUGUUUCUGAUGCAGAAGCUGCCACCAUUGUUGCUGAGGUUUUGUGGGGCACUUCGCUUUAAGAAAUAUUUUUCUAUUUUCCUAUCUCUGCAUUUCACUUAAACUAGCUGCCAAACAUGGCCUAAAGAGACAGGAAGAAAAGAAAAGUUCUUAUUUUUGUCUAUUUUCUGUACAAAUUAGAUGUGCCAGGAAAUGUAGGAAUUAGGUAAUUGGAUUGUUCAAUUGUUAGUGUAGUUAAUAAUUUUGUGUUGAAUUACAUUUUGUAUAUCUUGCAAUUUGGGUGAAGAAUAAUUCAUGUCAUUGAGAUUGAAGACCAAGCACUUUCUUUGUUCUUGUUUGUUACUUAAUGUGGUUUAAGGAUUUUGGUAAAGGGGAAUCAGCAUAAUGGGAAGAACCGGAGAAGGAUUCGGAUGCAUAAUAUGGUGGGGACAAGUAAGGUGAGGUGAUGGCUGCUGAGGGAUCAAGAUUCUGUAUUAGGAUCGUUUUAUGGUA
Arachis ipaensis is the source of this 1893-nucleotide messenger RNA. The record is from RefSeq and is a predicted model, not a curated record. Lineage: Eukaryota; Viridiplantae; Streptophyta; Magnoliopsida; Fabales; Fabaceae.